UCGGGACGCCCGUUUUGCCUUCCGCCGCCCUUCUUCCAGUAUAUUGGUCUUCGUUACGUGGAAGGCGGCCCAACUAACGAGGAGCGUUACUGCGGGAGUGUCUUGGGGAUGGACCCCGAAGUUGACAUUAUGACCGACGCGGGUUUUCGCGAAUCUGUUGAUGGCAUUCCAAAUGGCUGCGUUAAGAUUGCUGAGUACUGCAUGGCUCAGUUCAAGGCUCAUGCUAGAGUUGAACCCAAACGCGCAUUGGAUUUUGCCUGUGGAGCUGGUCGGGUAUCCUUUGAAUUGUCUGCUCUUUUUUCCCAAGUGGUUGGUUCCGACUUCACGGCCCGCUACCUUAUCCCGGCCUAUGCGAUGCUGGAACGUGGCAAAUGUACCUAUAGCACUUUGGAAUCUUCUUCGCUCCAGCGUGUGGCAAAGAUGGCUGAAGCUUCAAAUUAUUCCUGGGACUCCAAUCGUAAACGCGUCACCUUUUUUCAGUCUGACCCCACAAACCUUCACAGUCACAUGAAAGAUUUUUCUUUGAUUGUGUGCUGGAAUGCCCUGGAGAGAAGCUCAGCCCCUGCCGCUAUCCCGUUGCAUAUGCUGAGUCGACUGGAAGAGGGUGGUCUCCUUGUCAUUGAAUGUCAAUAUGAGUGGGUUGAAGGAGGCCCAUCGGCGAGGGAAAAUCCGGGUGAGACUUCGUUGCCUCAUAAUGGAUUUGCAGAGGAAGAAAUAUAUAAUCUUCUCGGAGCUGAAUCUGCCGUCGAGCGUGUCGGGGAGCCCUUUGAGGUGGUGGUCGCGUUCCCAGAGUCUGACAGUGUGGUGAAGCUAAAAAAGAUACAUUUGACCACGUACCUGAAAAAGAAAAGCAAUUAA
Messenger RNA from Trypanosoma cruzi, 858 nucleotides. RefSeq lists its product as uncharacterized. The transcript has a single exon. The annotation marks the transcript as partial. The record is from RefSeq and is a predicted model, not a curated record. Lineage: Eukaryota; Euglenozoa; Kinetoplastea; Trypanosomatida; Trypanosomatidae.